Molecule: messenger RNA, 1842 nt
Organism: Trichoderma harzianum CBS 226.95
Lineage: Eukaryota; Fungi; Ascomycota; Sordariomycetes; Hypocreales; Hypocreaceae
Exons: 3
Coding region: 1-1842 (613 amino acids)
Source: RefSeq, a predicted model, not a curated record
AUGGGGAAAAUUCGUGGCCAGGAGGCCAACUCAGUCUCUCGCAGCGGGUUUUGGGACCGGAUGAAAGCAAAAGUCAGGCGUCAACCUAUUGCCUCUGCGAUCACCUCAGACAGCCUGAGUGCAACUUCGUCUAAUCUUCAUGCAGCUAAUUCUACUUUAUCAAACUCGCCGUCAGUUACUACGCACGCCGUUGAUGAGCUUCCGCAGCCCUCAACUGCAACAGGCUCCUCGGAUCCCAGCCCCGAAAAUAGUGAUCCUGCCCUAUCGCUUGCGGCGAGCACAAGUCACGAGUCUUCGUCCGAUUGUUUAUCUAAUUCCCCAAAAGGGAGCAGCUUAUGGGAGAAAGCCUAUAAUGCUGCGACUCCGAAGACGAAGAAAUGGAUCGACGGGUUUCCGAAGCCAAAUGGCAUAUUGAAGUCAGCCGAGAGUGCACAAACGGAGGAGCUCGUUGAAAUUGUUCGAGAAAUAGAAAAAAGACAUCAAGAUCAUGCUCUUCAAAUUCGAGUAGGGGAGAAACAAAUCCUUUGGAAAGACUACGCGCCUCGAGUUAUAUCUUUCAUCAAGGCAAUUGGGGACAUUGCCAUUCAGUUCGCUCCUACUUCUUCAGGAAUCGUUUGGCCCGCAUUGAAGACAGUUCUGCAGGUGUCCAUCGCGCCGGGCGAGGAAUUUGCCGCUAUUCCAGGAUGUUCCGAAAAGGUUUUAAGCAUCGUAAGACGUGGAAAGGUGUAUGAGACUAUAUAUCUGGAUAGUGCCAACACUUUCGUUCCAGUACAGGAGGAUUUGGAGCGCUCGCUUGUUGACGUUUAUGCAAAAUCACUAGACUUGCUUGCCCAUGUGGGACAGCGCCUCGCAAAAGGAUAUCGGCAUAUACUUCUUGCGAUCGUCAACCCUGGAGCGGCCGAAGGUCCAAUGGAUAGCUUAAUCAAGUGCGAGAACCUUCUAAUCACGGCAGCUCAGGCCUGUGAGGUCGUGCGGAGAGCCGACGCGGACGAGCAUUUGGACAUCAUGUUGAACAGCCUCAACGAGCCAUUGACGCGAAUCAAUGACAGAGUGUGUGAUCUUCUUGAAGAGGCUAAAGAGACUGAAAUUAUGGAAGCCCUGGAAUAUUUCAGUCGUAUCAACUUCGGAGAUCAACAUCGCAUAAGGGCCGAAUUGAGAACCCCGGGAACAGGAGAAUGGUUAUUACAACACAGAAAAUUCCAAGAAUGGGAGCAAGUCCCAGCGUCAACAAUAUUGUGGCUCCAAGGUACCGUUGGUAUGGGGAAAUCCUUCCUUGCGUCCAAAGUUAUAGAUCGAUUUCGUCUCAAAGCUGGCGUGAGCUGUCACCACGAGUCUCAAAAUGACCAAGGGCUUGCCUUUUUCUAUUGUAGCAGAGGCCAAACUGAUCUUCAAGACCCCCUUUCGACACUUCAAAGCUUUGUUCGCCAGCUAUCUACUUCUCCACGGCAUUCGAAUAUGAUGAAGAAAAGUCUCAUCAAGCUAUACCGUGAAUACAAAAAGAAUGGCUUAAAACUGGGAUUUGAUGCUUGUAAAGAGCAACUGCUAGAAUCGGUGAACCUAUACCCUCAAACUAUCAUUAUUUUAGACGGUUUGGACGAGUGCGAUGCAGAAUCAAGGGGUAAACUUAUCACCAUUCUGGCCAAUCUCGCCAAGGAUGCUCGGCAUCCUGUGAAGAUUUUCAUUUCCAGUCGACGGGAACAGGAUAUCGUGAAACAACUCCCAGCGAGAUCAAUCAUCGAGAUUGAUGCUAAUGAUAAUCGAGAUGAUAUGAGAAAUUCAUUGAGAAAAAGAUGGAGGAGAUGGAAGAGAGAGGGCUAUGGGAAUCCAUCCCAAAAGAGCUAA